This is a messenger RNA of Helianthus annuus (common sunflower), 873 nucleotides long. RefSeq names its product zinc finger BED domain-containing protein DAYSLEEPER-like. The coding region runs from base 1 to 873 and encodes 290 amino acids. The transcript is spliced from 3 exons. Gene Ontology annotation, molecular function: DNA binding; protein dimerization activity. NCBI's taxonomy places the organism in Eukaryota, Viridiplantae, Streptophyta, Magnoliopsida, Asterales, Asteraceae. The record is from RefSeq and is a predicted model, not a curated record.
AUGUAUUUUACAAUACAUCAACGUGCCUUUUGUCAUUUGGAAUUAAGUGAUUCUAAUUUUAAGCUUUGUCCAAAUGCAUUAGAGUGGGACAAGAUUAGAAGAAUAUGUACUUUUCUUGGAGUAUUUUAUGAUGUGACCAAUGUUUUUUCGGGUACCAAAUAUCCGGCUGCAAACUUGUACUAUCCACAUGUCUUUAUGGCUUAUCUUACGUUGUUUGAGAGUAUGAGUUCAAAUGAUGAGUAUAUCAAAAAAAUGGCAGAACUGAUGAUGACCAAGUUUCAAAAAUAUUGGUCACAUUUUAGUCUUACCUUAGCCAUAGCCGUAGUGUUGGAUCCUAGAUACAAGUUGCAUUUUAUCAACUUGAGUUAUUCACAAAUAUAUGGAGAGGCGAGCCCCGAAUAUUCAAAUGGUGAUCAGUUUUUGAAUUCUACAUUUAAUGAAUAUGUCAACAUGUUAAAUGUGGCCGGUGAUGAUAAAAGGGAUGAUGCAACACGUGCUUCAAAUGAUUUUGAUCAAUUUCAAAGUAAAGAUUUUACAAUUAACAAAAAAUCAAAAUUGCAAAUGUAUUUGGAGGAGUCAAGGGUUGACAGAAGCUCCGAACUUGAUGUGUUGGCUUUUUGGAAAGCCAAUGAGUUUAGAUAUCCCGCACUUGUGAGAAUGGCAAGAGACUUUUUGACCAUUCCGGUAUCUACAGUCGCAUCGGAGUCUAUGUUCAGUGCAAGUGGAAGAUUUGUAGAUUCGAACCAAGUUAGUGUAGAUGAGCUCACAGAAGAUAUAAUGUCGCUUGACGUUAGCCGUAAAUCAGAUGCUUCAAAUUCUGUGAACAAUCCUAAGGUAUCCACUCCAAAUGCUUCAAGUAGUGUUGCUUGUUAA